Molecule: messenger RNA, 291 nt
Organism: Pyrenophora tritici-repentis Pt-1C-BFP
Lineage: Eukaryota; Fungi; Ascomycota; Dothideomycetes; Pleosporales; Pleosporaceae
Source: RefSeq, a predicted model, not a curated record
AUGCAAGCGCGGACCCAGGAACCGGACCUGUUAUUGACACGAGACGGGGAUGAAGAGGCGAGUACGGACAGGAUGCCGUUGCGCAACGUCUGGAAUUGGCGGCUGAAGAUGAGGUGUUCGGAGCCGGGUGCGGGGACGGGGAACAUGUCACAAGCAAAGGUCCAGAAGUUCCAUGCUCUUAUUACCAACCCAAGGAAGAAUGCGCUGUCUACCGGCCUUUCCGAUUCGCUGUGCACCCCUCGUUUCGACAGCAUUUCACUCAUCCCUGCCCUGGCUUGGUUCCUCGAGUAG